Messenger RNA from Vigna radiata var. radiata (mung bean), 569 nucleotides. Its product is annotated as RING finger protein 44. The coding region runs from base 54 to 422 and encodes 122 amino acids. The transcript has a single exon. NCBI's taxonomy places the organism in Eukaryota, Viridiplantae, Streptophyta, Magnoliopsida, Fabales, Fabaceae. The record is from RefSeq and is a predicted model, not a curated record.
UACUGUGAGCAUUAGUUGAAACUCUUUUUCUUGAUAAGGGUGUUCUUAUUGAGAUGGUUUUCGAAGGAGUAAAUGAGAUGACUCUGAAAGGCUUGGUAUCACUUGUGAGCAAUCUGAUUGGCCUAGCCGAAGGACAAAGGAAAAAGGAUGUCCCUUUACCUUCUUAUAUGAGCAAUUUGAAUGAAGAUUGUUGGUGUUGUGUGUGUUUAUCAAGGUUAAAGGCAAGAGAUGAAAUCCGUGUUCUUCCUUGCUCUCACAAAUUCCAUAAGAUUUGUGUAAAUAGAUGGCUUAAGGGUCACCACAAAACAUGCCCACUUUGCCGUUUCUCAUUGGGAUCAGCAGAGCAAAAGUCUCAUCGUCCUGAUAUCUUCACUGAAGAGAUGUUGAUAUGGUUUUCUUCUUUCCAUAUAGCUGGUAUGUGAUGCUUUCAAGUUUUCUUCAUGCAACCCUUUCCAAUCUCAUAUAAACCUUUCUUUCGAAUCACCCUGUCUUCCUUUUCUCACUUCCUUUUACUUUAUUGGGGUUCGAUUCUCUUCUAUAUGCCAAUACUUGAUAAUGAAUUACAUAAU